AUGGCUGGGAUAAGCACACAUUUCCAUAUUUGGCAAUGCGCCCUGGACCCUGAAAACAACCACAUUUGGAAAGUGUGCUUUUGGACCCUGAAAACAGUGAGCAAGCCGUGGGAAUCAGUGAGCACCAAGGCUGGCUCUAGGGAGCUCAGCAAGGCUACCUUCCUAAUUAGGAAGUACUGGCAGAACACUGUUAAAUCAAAUGGAAAUAAACCUCCUGGUUUAACUAACUAUAACAUUGGAUUUGAACCUGAAAGUCCUGACGAUGUAAAGGUCCUGGACCAAUACUUUACCCUCCCAGGGUUAUUCCAUAUGGACUAG
Molecule: messenger RNA, 318 nt
Organism: Laccaria bicolor S238N-H82
Lineage: Eukaryota; Fungi; Basidiomycota; Agaricomycetes; Agaricales; Hydnangiaceae
Exons: 3
Coding region: 1-318 (105 amino acids)
Source: RefSeq, a predicted model, not a curated record